Messenger RNA from Penicillium griseofulvum, 3036 nucleotides. Its product is annotated as non-ribosomal peptide synthetase. The record is from RefSeq and is a predicted model, not a curated record. The transcript has a single exon. The coding region runs from base 1 to 3036 and encodes 1011 amino acids. Lineage: Eukaryota; Fungi; Ascomycota; Eurotiomycetes; Eurotiales; Aspergillaceae.
AUGGAAAAACGUCUUGUUCAGCGUGCAAACGCUUCUCGCAAUGCAAUUGCAGUGAUUGAUGGCGAUAUAAGUAUUAGCUAUCAAGAACUCAUUGCACGAGCUGAUAUCCUCGUCGAGAAAUUGCAUGAAAGAUCAAUGGAGCUCGCGGAGCCUGUUGUUAUCUUACUUGGGUCUGGGUAUCAACAGAUCAUAUCGCAAGUCGCUGUCAUCCGAGCUGGAGGGACCUGUGUCCCCGUUGACCCCUCAAUGCCUUCCAUUCGCCUAGUGGCCAUGCUACACGAGAUCAACUCCCGCUUGGUCAUUGUCAGCAAAGCUGAGAUGGAUCGCGUUUCAGACUUUGAGGUUAUCCCAGUUGAAGAAGCAACUGUGCAGGAUAUCACUUUCAGCAAGAGUGAUUCAAUCACUGUACAGGCAGGAUGUUUGGAAACGCAUCGCAGUCACAUUUUAUUCACCUCCGGCUCUACGGGACUGCCGAAGCCCAUCGAGGUCCUGGCUUGCGGUAUUCUCCAUGUAUUAGCCUCUGAUCCAGCUACACUGCUGGAUCAAUCUGACCGUAUGGCUAUAUUUGUCAAUCCGGGAUUUGACUUCUCCCUCUGGGCAGUUUGGGGAUCACUACUUGCUGGGACGACAGCCAUCCAAAUACCCAAGGUGGUCGUCAGAGAUCCAUUUGCUCUCAAAGACUUUUUGGAAAGCAAGAAUAUUACAGCAAUAAUUAUACCAACAGCGCUUUUCAAUGUUAUUGCCUUGAAUGUGCCCAGCGCGUUUCAUGGUCUGCGCCACGUCCUUGUCGGAGGCGAGGCCGUUAGUGUUGGUGCAAUGAAGAGAGUUCUCACCAACAGACCACCAGACAACCUGUGGAAUGCAUACGGUCCUACGGAGGCAACCAUAUUUGUAACAAAAUGCCGGGUCAAUCUGGAGGAGACACAACACCCUCGCAUCAGUAUCGGACGAGCCUUUGGAGAAUCCAAAAUUUAUCUGCUAGACGAACAACUCCGGAAUAUCACCGGUACACAUCAGACUGGGGAAAUCUGUGUUGCCGGACCCCAGGUGUCACCGGGAUAUCUGAAUCGACCUGAGGAGAACGAGAAGCAGUUUAUCCAUGUCAGUGCCGCCACACUAGGAGAGGAAGAUGGGAGUCCUGGAACAUCAAUCCGUCUGUACCGUACUGGGGAUCUGGCGCAAUGGAGAGACUCAUCUGGUACUUUGGAUUAUAUUGGCCGAGCAGACAAACAAGUCAAAUGCUCUGGACACCGUGUGGAAUUGGGCGAUAUAGAGCAUACGCUGGAGAGGCAUCCGGAAGUGGGAUCAUGUGUUGUCAUCCAACACAAACAAGAGCAGUCAGAAAACUUGGUGGCAUACGUGAUCCCAGUUGAAUGUGAAGCGGAAAUUCAGCUUCACGAAAUUAUCAAUUGGGCAAAGGAACAGUUGCCUUACUACAUGGUCCCCACUUCGAUUCAAACCCUCUGGAAAUUUCCUCUUACAUCCGCUGGCAAGGUUGAUAGGAAUGCUCUGGCUCUACGUUUACACCAGACAUCGAAGAAAGAGGAACAUGAGGCCAAGCAGUCCGCACAGACGGAAAGCCAAGAUGACUGGCUUCAAUCACAUCUCCAAAAGAUGCUGAACGUAUCACACGUUGAUCCCAAUAAGGAUAUAUUCGCUUUGGGACUCACUUCGCUGCAAUCUGCCCAGCUAGUAGGGAAGAUCAAGCAACACAGUGGGAAAAUUGUGACGCUGGCACAACUGCAUGAAAACCCUACCCUAGAAAGCCUUGCAGCUCUACUUCACAGCUCCGAUGAAGACAACACUGGUCCCGCUCAGAUCACGCGGUGGGUAGAAGACUCCCAUCUAGCGGAUGAUUUAAUUUCCCCUCCAGAUUGGCAAUCUACCGAAGAGGGACACGUUUUUCUCACAGGAGCGACAGGAUUCGUCGGCGCAUACUUACUCCAUCAACUUGUGUCUAUGCCCAGGGUGAAGAAAGUAGCCUGUUUGGCCCGAGGCCGAGGCCACCUCACUGCGAAUGACCGUAUUCAAAAAGCAUUGGAAAAAUACGAUCUUUGGGACGGUAGGCUAGAAAUAACUCAAAAGAUCAUCACUCUUGAUGGAGACCUAACAGAUGCCACUCUCGGUCUGGGAGAGGAUAAGUUUACCUGGCUCAGCAACUGGGCUAGUGUAGUCUUCCACAUCGGUGCUCGAGUCAACUGGUGUGAGCCUUACGAGGCUCUUUAUGGGUCUAAUGUAGUUGGCACGCGAAAUAUUAUCCGGCUGGCCACUCUAGGCCGACGCAAGGCACUGCAUUAUGUCUCGUCGAUAGACGCGUGGAGUGUAACUGGUCUUGUGAACAAGACAAAGCAAGUUUCCGAAGACGCCCCGCUCAUGCCACAUCUGGGAUCACUCCCUUACGACAUGGGAUAUGCACAGACUCAAUGGGUGGCGGAUGAGAUGAUUCAGAGGGCGCGGGCCCGUGGUUUACCCGCAGCCAUCUAUCGUCCAGGGUUCGUGAUUGGAGACAGUUCACGAGGCUAUGGAAACGCAGAUGAUUUCUUUGCACGACUGAUUAUGGGGUGCAUUCAGAGUGGUCGAUUCCCCCAUCUUCCCCACCAAAGACUGGAGUAUGUGACGGUGGACUUCGUCUGCUUGGCUAUCUUGCAUAUUGCAUCAAAGAAUGAGAAUCUCGGUCGAUCAUACCAUCUCGUCUCCCCGGAUGUGGCGCAGUCGGUGAGUAUAGAUGAGACAUGCAGCUUGCUCCAUAAAGCUGGAUAUCCAGUCAAGCAAGUUUCAUACCAGGAAUGGUUAGAAGUAAUUCAAAGUUGCACGGGGAAUCCAUUGGAGUCAAUGAUGCCUAUGCUGCAGGAACCAAUUUUGGAGGACUUGACUCGCAUGCAGACAAGCAUGUAUACUCCAAUCUAUGAGACCGAAAACACUGUCCAGGCUCUGGCAGAUCGGCCAGAUAUCAAAUAUGUUCCUUUGGAUCAUGUGUUACUACAACGAUGCAUCGACUUUUGGGUAAGCAGGGGAUACUACUCGCUCUGCUGGUAG